This is a messenger RNA of Nicotiana tabacum (common tobacco), 1695 nucleotides long. The record is from RefSeq and is a predicted model, not a curated record. Lineage: Eukaryota; Viridiplantae; Streptophyta; Magnoliopsida; Solanales; Solanaceae.
CUUUAUAGCCCAAAAAACCCUAAAAUAACGAGCUCUAACGACGAGUAACGAGUGCCGCACCAGGAGAGAACCCGGUAAGAAGCGGAGAAGAAGCUGAUCGCCAAUUUCAUCAAACCCUAAUUGAUAAUCCAGAUUUCAAGCGCUUGGACAAAAAUGAGCUUUGGAAUCAUACCUAGGGAUGUAUUUGGGGAGUGGGACAAGUCAGGGUGGAGUUUAUGGUUUUUAUGUAUAGUUGGAAGUUCUUCCUCACUCUCAGAAGAGCUAUCAUCUGCAAUAGUUAUUGAGUGGAUGAGGAGAUCAAAUAUUAAUUCGAAUAAUUAUUGCUUUGGAGCAUCUUGGAGUAUAUGAGCGAUGGAGCUUGUGGAGCUUAGCUUAACUGGGGGAUUGCUCUCUUGGUUUCAUUAUUUUUCUGUUUGAAUCUGUUAUUUUGGAGCAUCAUGGAGCAUUUAGGCAAUGGAGCUUGUGGAGCACAGCUCAAUUGGAGGAUUGCUCUCUUGUGUUGCAGCGAAUUCUUCCUUCAUUGCUGAGAAUGAGUGGUCGUUUUUCACGCACGAUUUAUGUUGGCAACCUUCCAGCAGAUAUAAAGGAAUGGGAAGUUGAAGAUCUAUUCUAUAAGUAUGGUCGUAUAUUGGAUAUUGAGUUGAAGAUUCCACCUCGCCCUCCUUGCUUUUCUUUUGUGGAGUUUGAAAGUUCUAGAGAUGCAGAAGAUGCCAUCAGGGGUAGAGAUGGUUACAACUUUGAUGGCUGUCGGCUGAGGGUUGAGCUUGCUCAUGGAGGAAGAGGGCCAUCAUCUUCAAGUGAUCGUCGAGGAAGCUAUGGCAGCAGUGGUGGUGGAGGGCGUUAUGGUGUUUCUCGGCAUUCUGAUUACCGAGUUAUUGUUCGAGGUCUUCCAUCUUCUGCUUCUUGGCAAGAUUUGAAGGAUCAUAUGCGGAAAGCUGGCGACGUGUGCUUUGCUGAAGUUUCUCGUGACAGUGAAGGUACCUUUGGCAUGGUUGACUACACAAAUUAUGAAGACAUGAAGUAUGCUAUAAGGAAACUUGAUGAUACUGAGUUCAGGAAUCCUUGGACAAGAACCUACAUCCGGGUGAGAGAAUACAAGCGCAGUCCUUCAAGAAGUCGCAGCAGGAGCAGAAGUCCAAGGAGGAGUAGGAGCAAAUCACCCGGCCGAUCACUUUCGAGAUCACCAACGCCAAAGUCUAGAUCUGCGUCUCCUGUUAAGCCAACCAGGUCCAGAUCAAUUUCAAGGUCUAGGUCUAGGUCUAUAUCGAGGUCAUUGUCAAGGUCCAGAUCAGCAUCACCACGGCAGGCACGAUCAAACAGUGGCUGAUGCUGAUGCAAGAUUUGUUUAGUGGUGUACUCCUCUUGGAAGGAGAGUCUAAAACUUUGUGCUUAGUUUUGGUUAGGAUAUGCUAUGGACUAGAGCUAUGUAUUAAAGGCAGAACCUUUGGAGGUCCCUAGUAAUGUGUGUUCUUAUCUGAGAGCUGCAGUAUCCUGUUCUCUCGGCUGUUAGUAGUCUAUGGUCAAUAAGCGUGUAUGAUCUAUUUUUGCAAGUGGUUUUGCUUCUUAAUGGGGUUCUGACUAUCAAAGGUGGACAUUGGCUUCUUAAUGGGGUUUUGCUUUUCGAAGUUGGCAUUUGUUGAAGCUUUUGAUGUUCCUCCUAAAUACUUCCUCAUGAUAAAGUACCAGUUAGUAACA